Messenger RNA from Drosophila virilis, 825 nucleotides. RefSeq names its product mitochondrial ribosomal protein L52 (gene mRpL52). NCBI's taxonomy places the organism in Eukaryota, Metazoa, Arthropoda, Insecta, Diptera, Drosophilidae. Gene Ontology annotation, molecular function: structural constituent of ribosome. Gene Ontology annotation, cellular component: mitochondrial large ribosomal subunit. Gene Ontology annotation, biological process: mitochondrial translation. The record is from RefSeq and is a predicted model, not a curated record.
AAUUGAACUUUUCAAUGCAACUCUAACGUGGUUAUGUGAACGCUUGUUAUUUGCCGAAUUAAACAAUGUUACAAAUUAGCAAGCUUUGCCUUACAACAUCCAGUUUAAUUGCCGCACAGCGUCAUGUCGGACUCACCGCCGUUCGGUGCAUCGAUCAGAGCUGGCGGGCGGCCAAGGGAUUGCCGGAGAAUCCCAAUGCAUUUGGUCCACUCACAAAUAUGCCCGACUACACGUACCUUGAUGGCAGGACGACGCCGCUGGGCUCCAACCAGAAGAAACGCUUGAUGAAGCAACAGGAGAUUGCGGCCAAAAUUGUGGAGCUCAGCAGCGAACUGGACUUUGCCAAGCAGCGUCACGAGCGUCUUAAAAUGCAGGCCCAGGCCGAAAAGCAACGCAUUCUGCAGAAUAAGCUGAAACCAAAGGGUCAUCUCUUGUUAAAAAAGAAAUAGUCCAGAUGUAAAGCCUACUUAUUGGGUGCCCCUUGAAUGUUCAUUAACGUUUAUGAUAUACUAUUUUCACUAUUACACAGAUAUGAUUGUUAUCAGCUCAUAUUAUUUUUAUCUAAAAACGUGUUUGCUUUAUUUGGAACAGCAAACAACAGCUAUAAGCCAAGUGUCAAGUGUGCCCUGUGGGAGCCGCACGUUAUAUAGAAAGACGUAAGCAUGGUAAAAUUAAUGGUAAUUAAAUGUUAAAACUCUUGUGACGCACAUUGGACAACAACCUGUCCUGGCAAUUAGAUGGCCAGCUCUUAACGCAUGUGAUUUUUGGCUGGUUGCCAGAUUUAACCUGAAUACAGUAAGCACUAAAAUAAAACAGCUAAAAAAA